AUGGACGCCGUUUCGUCGCCUGUGGUUCAACUUGUCGCUACCAACACCAGUGAGCAGCUGAGACGGGAAGAUGCGGGUGCGGUGACACAGCCUGCCAGUGGUGGUGAGAGGAAAAACUCACCUUCGGCUGAGACGAAGGCCCUGGGCCGGGAGAAUGAUCUUGACUUCCGCGGUGAGCGAGGAUCAGACAUCCAUCACAACAAUCGAGUGCCCAUCGCUCUCGACGUUGAGGAUGCCGGUGGCGAUCUCAUUCGGUCGCCGCUGGAUGAUUUCCCAGAGGGCGGACUGCAAGCCUGGCUUGUGCUGAUCGGAGCAUUUCUCUGCCUGUAUGCGUCCUUCGGGUUCAUGGUUUCCAUCGGGACGAUCCAGGAAUAUCUCCAGACGAAUCAGCUAUCGCAUUACACGGCUCGCGACGUGGGUUGGAUCCCGUCGGUCUUUGUGUAUCUGGCCCUGGGCCUUGGGAUCUGGGUUGGACCGCUGUUUGAUCGAUACGGGCCUCGUUGGAUCGCCCUCGGCGGGAGUAUCUGCUACAUCGCCAUGAUGUUUCUGCUGGCAGAGUGUAAGAUCUAUUGGCAUUUUCUUCUCUGCUUGGGCGUGCUGGGAGGCAUAGGCGGCGCCGCGUUGUGCACGACCGGCCUGGCUGUCGUGAGCCAUUGGUUCAAGAGGAGACGUGGCAUGGCUCAUGGGCUGGCCAUGGUCGGAUCGAGUCUCGGCGGCACCACGAUCCCAUUGAUACUGAGGAGCACGCUUCCGAAAUAUGGCUAUGCUUGGUCCAUCCGGAUUUUGGGGUUCGUCUUCCUCGCUUGUCUCGUCGUUGCAAAUCUCCUGAUGAAGCCGCGACUGCCGCCGUCGCCCGAAGCUCGAAACAAACGGCUCUUGUCGCUUGGGCUUUUCGGCGAUCUGAAGUUCACUUUCCUCACCAUCACCGUGUUCGGCUUCGAGAUCGUCUUGUUCGGUGCGUUGGGGAUCCUUCCGACAUAUGCCAACUUUGGCACGGACUAUCCCGAAGACACCGGUUUCUACCUCAUCGCCGUCAUGAAUGGCGUAUCCUGCUUCGGCCGGAUCAUCCCAGGCUAUAUUUCGGAUAAAAUCGGCCGCUUCAACACCUUGAUGAUCAUGAUCGUCUUCACGUUGAUCAUCAUGCUCGUCUUGUGGCUCCCCUUCGGGCACACCAGCCUUGCAGCAUUAUAUGCUUUUACCGCCUUGUUUGGGUUCGGUACGGGUUCGUGGAUGGCGCUGACCCCCGCUUGCAUCGGUCAAUUGUGUGAGGCUGAUCAAUUUGGUCGGUACUAUGGAACGUUGUACUUCGUGGCUUCUCUUGCGACACUCAUUGGUGUGCCCAUUAGUGGAGAACUUGUCGAGGCGAUUUCGCCGCAGGUUUUGGUCGCGUUUAUGUGUGCUAUUCUGGGGUUGUCGCUGCUUACUUUCAUCCUAAGUCGCUGGGCUUGUCUUGCUUGGAAGUGGGACUGGAGAACAAAGGUCUAG
This is a messenger RNA of Exophiala bonariae, 1485 nucleotides long. RefSeq lists its product as uncharacterized. Lineage: Eukaryota; Fungi; Ascomycota; Eurotiomycetes; Chaetothyriales; Herpotrichiellaceae. Bases 1 to 1485 code for a protein of 494 amino acids. Gene Ontology annotation, molecular function: transmembrane transporter activity. The record is from RefSeq and is a predicted model, not a curated record. Gene Ontology annotation, cellular component: membrane. Gene Ontology annotation, biological process: transmembrane transport. The transcript has a single exon.